AUGUUUGUUUUAGAUCCCAACUAUGACUUCAUCGUAGUAGGUGGAGGAUCAGCAGGUGCUACAGUUGCUAAUAGACUUAGUGAAGUACCUGAAUGGAAAGUUCUGCUUGUUGAAGCUGGAGGCAACCCUACCCUAAACACUGAGUCCUCAAGACUGGGCUUACAAGACUCAACCUGUAUGAAGCCGCUUGCCGAAGCUACAAAGCAAAGGGUUGUGCAUGGCCCACGUGGCAAAGCUCUAGGUGGAAGCAGCAGUAUCAACUUCAUGUUCUACGUAAGAGGCAACAGACACGAUUCCGAUGAAUGGGCAGCCGACGGUAACUACGGAUGGAGUUAUGAUGAAGUAUUACCUUAUUUCAUUAAGAGUGAGAAAUUCACUGGGAUUUACAAUGAUCAAAACAAGAAAUACCAUAACUGGGAAGGUAAUCUAAACGUUGCUGUAGACAAGCAGUCUCAUGACUUUUGA
Arctia plantaginis is the source of this 465-nucleotide messenger RNA. The record is from the annotation of a GenBank genome assembly. NCBI's taxonomy places the organism in Eukaryota, Metazoa, Arthropoda, Insecta, Lepidoptera, Erebidae.